Molecule: messenger RNA, 1467 nt
Organism: Pleurotus ostreatus (oyster mushroom)
Lineage: Eukaryota; Fungi; Basidiomycota; Agaricomycetes; Agaricales; Pleurotaceae
Gene: CLP1
Product: Cleavage polyadenylation factor subunit clp1
Exons: 9
Coding region: 1-1467 (488 amino acids)
Biological process (GO): tRNA splicing, via endonucleolytic cleavage and ligation
Cellular component (GO): mRNA cleavage factor complex; nucleus
Molecular function (GO): polynucleotide 5'-hydroxyl-kinase activity
Source: RefSeq, a predicted model, not a curated record
AUGGAUUCUGCUGGUGCAGAGAUUGAACAACGCGAAUGGACUCUGUCGCCAGAGACAGAAUACAGAUUUGAAUUGGAUCCUGGUACUACCCUCGCCAUAAAGCUCGGACAUGGACAAGCCGAAGUCUUUGGUGCAGAGAUGGUCGAGGGGAAAGUCUACCUCUUUGGCUCAGAAUGCAAAGCAGCCGUAUACACUUGGCGUGGAUGUACCAUUGAGAUGAGCCAUCCCUCCACAGAGUAUGUUUCAGAGGAAACGCCUAUGUCGGCUUAUGCGAAUCUCCAUAUUGCUUUGGAGCAAAUGCGAGUUCGUGCUCUCCAAACGCUCCAUGGGUCUCCGUCUUCAGAUGACGGACCCGGAGUACACCCAGAACCCCCGAGAGUGCUUGUCAUAGGGCCCGAAAACUGCGGUACAACCUCCAUAUGUAAGAUGCUUGUAAACUAUGCUGUUCGAGCCGGCCAGAACUGGACACCGCUCCUCGCGAAUAUGGAUCCCAGCCAAGGAGCCUGGGCAAUCCCCGGGACGAUCUCAGCAGCGCCAGUAUCUGCCCCGAUUGCCACCUAUUCACCGUCGAACCCCUUGGGAGCUGCUGCUACUUCUGCACCUACGGCAAUAACUUCCAACGCCCUCCUUCCAUUGGUAUAUUGGUAUGGACACGGAAGUGUAGGUAAAAAUCCUCUCUUGUUCGAGAGAUUGAUUCGCAACCUUGGUCAUGUUAUGGACGAUAAAUGGGACCUCGACGCCGAAGGUGCUGUAUCCGGUCUGAUCGUCGACACGCCUUCCUCAUUCGCUUCUGGACACGGAACAACAACCGAAACUCGACAAAGGCUCAUUCGGGCCUGCGUCGAAGCCUUCAAAAUCAAUGUCAUUCUCGUUGUCGGGCAUGAGAAGCUCAAUGUCGAGCUACAGCGGGCCUAUGGCUCCCAUCUAACGGUUGUCAAAAUCCCGAAAUCUGGAGGCGUUGUGGAAUUGGACCAGAGCUAUCGAGAACGCGUCUACAACUACCAACUGCACACAUACAUGUAUGGUCAGGUACUAGAACCCCCACCUGGCGUCACUUCCGCCACAAUUGGUGGCGAAGCUCCCUCUGAUUUCAUUCUAUCGCCGUCGUCGACUGUUUGCAAAUUCGAAGACCUCAUAAUAUACCGCAUCGGUGCAGAAACCAUGGCACCCACGUCAGCCCUCCCAAUCGGCGCUACGCGCGCUGUAUCAGAAAUGCAGCCCGUUAGAAUAGACCCUUCUCAACCAGGAUCAAGGCUUCAGAACGCUAUCCUUGCCGUCCUCAUUUCCCCGACCACCGACGAGAAUGAGCGAUACGAUGAAGAAAUCCUGGACCUACCCGCCAUGGGAUUCUUGGUUGUGACAAACAUCGAUAUUCCUGGACGAAAGAUGACCAUCCUUUCGCCUAAUCAGGGCUCGGUGAUCGGGAAAAUGGCAGUGAUAGGAACGUUCGAAUGGCAGGAGCAGUAG